Messenger RNA from Hyposmocoma kahamanoa, 2728 nucleotides. RefSeq lists its product as uncharacterized. The transcript has 23 exons. The record is from RefSeq and is a predicted model, not a curated record. The coding region runs from base 134 to 2728 and encodes 864 amino acids. NCBI's taxonomy places the organism in Eukaryota, Metazoa, Arthropoda, Insecta, Lepidoptera, Cosmopterigidae.
GGUAUCUCUUUUCAAAAAUUUAUUAAAAAUUUUAGAGCUGGGUUUCGCGUGGCAUUCUUCCAACAAUCGGCGCUCAUGGUGUAGCCGCUGUAUAGCCAAAAAGUUCCUUAGCAGACACGAACAACAACCAGGAAUGGAACAAACAGGCCUUAGAAGAGAACUCGAUUUGUAUCCUGUUGAACCGAAAAAAACAAUCGUCAACUCGGAACGUAACAAGUCUGCACCAGCUGAGAGAUCUACACCACCGCCAAGCGAAAAGAAGAAAGCCAGCAAGCUUCCAAGAAUUGCAGUGAACACCAAUCCCAAACACUUUACGAACAAAUACGUAAAAGGUGGGAAAGGUGGAACAAGUAAAUAUGAACAGCCAGUUCCAACUAUUAAGAAAGAUGACUGCCGUAAAUCACAGGAGCUAAGACACAGUCAAAUUCCUAGUAAGGAUGUUUUGCUGAAGAGACAAGAUCCCAAUCGAAUAGUGCCGGGAAAAAAUACUAUUCAGAGAUUACAGAUCGUCAAAGUCCAUCCUGAUUUCUCAGAAGUGCCAAGGACUCUGAAUAUAAACGCAGCGAAGCCAAUACCUACUUUAGGUUCCAUUUAUCGAAGAAAUGAACGGAGUAAUCGAAUCAAUGAAUGGUACAGAGAAUCCAUCGAGGACUACUUGCAGGCGCCGGCCAAUUCAUUCGUCCAUAGCGGUGAUACGAUUGUGCAAGCAGAAUGUGUGGAAGACGACUUCUCGAAGAAUUUAAGAAACAUUGAAAACCAGCUAGCGAAUCGUGACACUUCCGAAGCAAUGCCGGUCGCUAAUUCUCAGUAUGAGAGAGACAACAAGAGAUUGAGUCGACCCUCGCUGUCUACACGUCUACGAGACCAAAUAUCUAAGGAGUCAGAAACCGCAAAUGUCGGAGACUUUAACGUCGUCAACACAUUAUCUUCAUCAAAUUCAGUGAAGACCCUGGAUCUCAAAUCAACUGUCAUGGAAAUGAGCACAGCACACAAAGAGCUGCUAAAAAAGUCAUGGGUGAAAAAGAAGAAAUUAUUUGCCGAAUUUACUAUUGGUCUCAACUCUCAAGUGGACACAAAUGAUCGAUUUGAGACAGACAAUCAUCAUGAAACAGAUGGUAAACUUGAAGCCAAUGAACAACCUGAAACGAAGAAUCACCAUAAAACAGAUGAUCAACCAAAAAUGGAUGACAAAAUUGAAGAAGACUUCUGCAAAUCUUCUCAAUGUACUUGUGAAAUUCAAAAUGAUGCAUCUAACAGCACUCGGACGGUAGCAUCAUACGUUUUCUGCCCUUCGGAAGUUUUACAGAAAGUCACUAAUAUGGAGACAGCUGAUGCAUACCUGUCGCAACACACCCUCAGCUUAGACGUAACAGAUUUAGAGAGCCGUGACGACUUAAGCCAGUGUACAUUGGAACAUCCGGAUGAUUUUAUGGAUGACUCUCGUUAUAACAAUACACAGGGGUCAUGCAUACUCAGCCCUGUGAGGGUGUCUCAUACUUCCCUACAACCUGAAGCUUGGAGACACCCGUAUUAUGACUACCAGGGAAUAACCGUCCCUUUGACUCAAGAAGGCUCUAAUUCGGGUUCAAGAAACACUACUUACGUCGUAACAAAUCCCAAAAAAAGUAUAAAGUCGGACCGAUUACGCAACCACCGUAGAGGGUUAACAGAAGCGAAAGGGGACAAACUUCGUAGGAUUCAAAAGAUAUGUCGCCUUCGUUGGAACAGCAUGUGGAACAAAACCACAGCCCGACUGAGCCGCUGCAGAUGGUCGAAUCCCUCGCGCUAUUAUUGUAGACCCAACCCGCGGUUUAAGAGAUUUCGCACUGUACUUGCAUUCCAGCAAUCAAUUGUAAACGAGGAUGCGGCGGCGCAAACAGUUCCUUAUAUUUUCAAGAACAUUGUAACUCAUUCUGCAUCAAAAAGGGAUCAAAGAUCAGCAGCAGUUAUAACAUCAUUGCGAUUGCUCUCACUGCUUAGUAAUAUAGCCAGGACAGAUGAGACACAGACAUCGAUUCGAAACAUCAAUGGUGCUUCUGUCAGUCCUCAAUGUUUAAGGAAAGAUUUAAAUUCACUGUCAGUUUCAAAACGUGAAAAAACGAUCAAGCCAUUAAUUAAAUAUAGAAGUGAUCCUUCACCACGCAAAUCGUGGAACGGUAGUUCCAUAUCCAAUAUGAAGUCAUUUAAGAUAAUCAAAUGGGAGACACGAGAUGGCAACACGUCAUGGAGUUACGUUGCCGAAAAGAAAAGACGUCGAAAUCCAGAUAAGCACAAAACAUUAACUGAGAUUGCCAUAGGCUCGGAUACACAAGUCACAUUUACGAAGUACCAUGCUACAGCUGAAAAAGGUAUACACACCGAAGCGAUAAAGGGAGUUGACAUUGAAGUAUCAACGGGGUCUAGUAUUUUUCAAAUGAAAAAGGAUGUCGGCCUUGUCACAGCUUCGACACAGUAUGAAGUUGAUUUUAUUAAAACAAGCAAUCAAAAUAUAAGCGAAGUUAAAAAUCCCUUCAAUAAUAAUCGUGGCAUACAAGACAUAAACAUCAAACCUUCAAAUAAAAUCGAAAUAACAGAAACAUCAAAUCCAGACGCUGGGAGGAACAAAGUAUCUAAUGGCUCUAGUUUAGUGACUAAAGAAUCUGGUUUUGAUAUCGAUGCCAUUAUUACAGAUUUUGUUAAAAUAACCACACACUCUCGGAAGCAGAAAGUAAGGAUAAAACUUCAGUAG